Trachymyrmex septentrionalis is the source of this 312-nucleotide messenger RNA. RefSeq lists its product as uncharacterized. The transcript is spliced from 2 exons. The record is from RefSeq and is a predicted model, not a curated record. The annotation marks the transcript as partial. NCBI's taxonomy places the organism in Eukaryota, Metazoa, Arthropoda, Insecta, Hymenoptera, Formicidae.
AUGGAGAAUGAGAUUGUUCUAAAACAAUUAAAACCUAUUAUCGAGCCGUUUAAACAAAUUGGAAAUACUGAACGUGGAGCGAUGAUGAGGAUGAUGAUGAUGACAACGACGACAACGAUGAUAAUGAUGCAAUUCCAACACAAAUUACUCCCCAGCGUCUUCUAUGGAAUACAAAUAAAAAAGAAACGAUCAAACGUCAUGCCUGAUUCGUCCAUAAUUCAUUCCACACCAAAAGAAUCACAACAACAACAACAACAACCACAACAACAACCACAACAACAACAACAACAACGACGACAACAACAACAACAA